AUGGCGAUUCUCUCAUCACUCCCAAAUCCAAACCUCUUCUCCUCCCUCCCCACCACUCCACCCCCCUCCAGCCGCCCCUCUCUUCCCCAAAAGCCCCCAAUCCACCCCCCCAAAUACCCCCCUUUAAAAUCCAAACGCCCCCCAAAAUCAGACCCUUCCACCAACCCCGCCUUCAAUUCCCACCACCGCACCUCCAAAUACUACAAACCCGUCAAGCCAGGGCAGAAGCUUCACCCCGACGACAACGAUGACCGCGCCGUCGUCGUCGGAGAUUCCGGAAUUUCUUACCAAUUGCCCGGCGCCCCUUUCGAAUUCAUGUACAGCUAUUCCGAGACGCCUAGGGCUCAGCCUCUGGCGAUUCGGGAGCCCGCAUUUCUGCCCUUCGCCCCUCCCACGAUGCCGCGCCCGUGGACGGGGAAGGCGCCGGUGAAGAAGAGUAAGAGGAAUAUCAAGCUGUUUGAGCCGUUGGGCGGCGGCGGUGAUGAUGAAAAUCCGAAUGAGAAUUUGUGGUCGAAGAAGUAUGAGAUGCUGAGGGGCUAUGAGAUGGGGAAGUUCAAUGUGAGGCCGAGGAAGGAGGUGUUGGGGGCGCCGCUGACGAGGGCGGAGAUGAGAGAGAUGGUGAAGCCCUUGUUGUCUAGUAACAAACAGGUGAAUUUGGGUAGAGAUGGAUUAACACAUAAUAUGCUGGAGCUGAUACACACUCAUUGGAGGAGACAGCCUGUUUGUAAAGUCCGUUGUUUGGGUGUCCCAACUGUUGACAUGAAUAACAUAUGUCGGUGCAUUGAGGAAAAAUCCGGUGGCAAGAUAAUUUACAGGAUGGGCGGAGUGUUGUAUCUGUUCCGUGGCAGAAACUAUGAUCACCAAAAACGGCCUCGCUUCCCGGUAAUGCUUUGGAAACCGGCUACACCAGUUUAUCCAAAGCUUAUACAAGAUGCUCCAGAGGGGCUGACGAAGGAAGAAGCAGAUGAGUUUAGAAUGAAAGGGAAAAGGCUUCUUCCAAUCCGUAAAUUAGCGAAAAAUGGGGUUUACAUUACCCUGGUGAGGGAUGUGAGGACCGCGUUUGAAGGGUCCGAAUUGGUGAGGAUAGAUUGCAGAGGGUUGCAACCUAGUGAUUACAAGAAGAUAGGAGCUAAGUUGAAGGAAUUGGUGCCCUGUGUGCUAUUAUCUUUCGACGAUGAGCAAAUACUGAUGUGGAGAGGAAGGGAGUGGAAAUCAAUGUAUCGGGACGAAGUUCCUCGGAUAUACCUACCUUCUGCUCAUGACUCGUCCCCUACAGAUCUUUCGGAUACGGAGUUGAGACAGGUAAGCCCUAAGAUGAUGGCGCUGUGGAAACGGGCCAUUGACUCAGGACGAGCAUCGGUUCUACAUGAAGUUAACGUAAGCCCAGACGAGCUUCUUUCGAAAGUGGAGGAGUUUGAGAGCACGUCUCAGGCAAUCACUCACUCUUAUCCCGCCACGAUCUAUUCGGAUGACGGGAGCUCGUCACCGGAUUCUAGAGCCCUAGUUGAAGACAACGACGACGACGGUGAUGAUGAUUUAAGUGAAGAUAAUGAGUGUUUUGAUGCAGUGGAAUCUCAAGUUCCAUUAGGAUCUCUGCCAAUAGAUCUGUUAGCAAUGCAAUUCAGCGAUGGUGAUGAAUCUGAUUAUGAGACUUAGGGCUAUAUACAUGUGUGUAUAUAUAUGUAUAGUUCAUGCCAUUUUUGUAAUUCAAACACACUGUAAUUAUUCUUGGCCAAUAAUCAAUAAAUUUGUCGUCGUUUAUGCA
Messenger RNA from Salvia splendens (bonfire salvia), 1765 nucleotides. Its product is annotated as CRS2-associated factor 2, chloroplastic-like. The record is from RefSeq and is a predicted model, not a curated record. Gene Ontology annotation, biological process: Group II intron splicing. NCBI's taxonomy places the organism in Eukaryota, Viridiplantae, Streptophyta, Magnoliopsida, Lamiales, Lamiaceae. The transcript has 6 exons. Gene Ontology annotation, molecular function: RNA binding. Bases 1 to 1656 code for a protein of 551 amino acids.